This is a messenger RNA of Gorilla gorilla gorilla (western lowland gorilla), 437 nucleotides long. RefSeq names its product ATP-binding cassette sub-family D member 1-like. The record is from RefSeq and is a predicted model, not a curated record. The coding region runs from base 23 to 418 and encodes 131 amino acids. Gene Ontology annotation, biological process: peroxisome organization; very long-chain fatty acid catabolic process; fatty acid beta-oxidation. The transcript has 3 exons. NCBI's taxonomy places the organism in Eukaryota, Metazoa, Chordata, Mammalia, Primates, Hominidae. Gene Ontology annotation, molecular function: ATPase-coupled transmembrane transporter activity; ATP binding; long-chain fatty acid transmembrane transporter activity. Gene Ontology annotation, cellular component: peroxisomal membrane.
UGGCGAGAAGCAGAGAAUUGGCAUGGCCCGCAUGUUCUACCACAGGCCCAAGUACGCCCUCCUGGAUGAAUGCACCAGUGCUGUGAGCAUCGACGUGGAAGGCAAGAUCUUCCAGGCGGCCAAGGACACAGGCAUUGCCCUGCUCUCCAUCACCAACUGGCCCUCCCUGUGGGAGUACCACACACACUUGCUACAGUUCGAUGGGGAGGGCAGCUGGAAGUUCGAGAGGCUGGACUCGGCUGCCCGCCUGAGCUUGACAGAGGAGAAGCACCGGCUGGAGCAGCAGCUGGCGGGCAUUCCCAAGAUGCAGCGGCACCUCCAGGAGCUCUGCCAAAUCCUGGGCGAGGCCGUGGCCCCAGCGCACGUACCGGCACCUAGCCCGCAAGGCCCUGGUGGCCUCCAGGGUGCCUCCACCUGACGCCACCAUCCCCAGCCCC